UAGGAUAGCGAGAGGAUCGCAGCCUUCGAUGCACAAUGGCGUCCUUCGAUGUUUACGAUAGGACGAGCUGGUACUUUGGUCCAAUGUCCCGCCAGGAGGCGACGGAUCUGCUGAUGAAUGAGCGCGAAAGUGGAGUGUUUCUGGUGCGCGACAGUACCACCAUCGUCGGCGAUUUCGUGCUGUGCGUGCGGGAAGAUUCUAAAGUUAGCCACUACAUAAUCAAUAAAUUACCAUCCGGCGAGGAGUGCUUCGUGUACCGGAUCGGCGACCAAACGUUCGGCGAUCUGCCCAAUCUGCUGUCGUUCUACAAACUGCACUAUCUCGACACGACGCCGCUCCGGCGACCGAUGAUUCGCCGGCAGGAGAAGGUAAUAGGCAAGUUCGACUUCGACGGUAGCGAUCCGGAUGACUUGCCGUUCAAAAAGGGCGAAAUCCUGCACAUCAUCAGCAAGGACGAAGAGCAGUGGUGGACCGCCCGCAACGGGACGGGGCAAACGGGCCAAAUUCCGGUGCCGUACGUGACGCGCUAUGAGGAAAACAUUAUCGAAAGGCCCGGCUCCGGGGGUGGCGGUGGCGGCGGUGGACCACCCGGACAUCACCAUCCGGUCGGCGGUAUGCAUCACUCGGAGAACUCGAAUAUUUUCAAAUCCAACCUUAACCGACAGUUGCCGGCGUUGGCUCGCGUCAAGCAGGAGCGCGUACCGAACGCAUACGACGAAACGGCGCUGAAGCUGAGCGUCGGGGACGUUAUCAAGGUGCUAAAGACGAACAUCAAUGGCCAGUGGGAGGGUGAGUUGAAGGGAAAGAUUGGCCACUUCCCGUUCACUCACGUCGAGUUUAUCGACGAGUGAAGCGGCACGGCACGUACCGGCGACGGGGCAGGUUACGCUUUUACCUCCUAAGUUGUAGAGUUGUCGCACAAUUUGCACUGUAACGCGUGUGGGAACACAGUCCCGCGGCCUCCUCGCGUCCCGGGGGCCAGUGCGCUUUUCCUCUGCUCCAUUCAUACGCCGCUGCAUUCGAUUAUUUAAUUGUACAGGCUCUAUUUUUAGAACAAAAAAGUGUAAACAUCUUCCGUGUUUAUCGAUUGUACGUGUACGUUCCGAGUCAUUUACCCUAAGUGAUUUUAAAUACGUUAUGUUAUAAGUCGUUUACUUUGUCUAGUGCACGGGUCGGACGCGGACUAACUAGAAUGGCUCUAAGAGGGAAAGGGAUGGGAUGGUGGAUCCCGUGGCACCAUUUGAAGCGUAUGAUUAGUUAGUAGGUAUUUUAUAUAGCGGAGAUGUUUGUUCAUCACCCAAAAACGAGGACACGUCACCUAGAACCGAAAGGAGAGUACAGUACAGUAUAUCUAGUUGGGCUGAUGAAGACUAAGAAAGUUAAACAAAGGAAAACAUCCUUGAGUAAGGACGACAGGGGGGUGGUGUACAGGAGGCGAGGAGGGGUGCCAAAAAGUGCCGCACAUGACGCUCUCAGGCUCACGACACACACACUCACGAUCAUGACAGGAACAGGAGAGACGACCAUAGUUUAGGUGUAGUGUUAUGUUGCAACCCGGUGUGUCCAACCAUUAUGGACCUCCACGUUUGACUCAGCGCGCCCGGGGCUCAGGUAGGAGCGAAAGGGAGCGAGUCCAUCGAACUAAGAAACCAUCCGUUAGAGCGACGAUAUUCGAGCAGAAAGGAUUAGUUUCGUUUAUAGCUUUUUUAUACCGACCAAGCGCAGAGAGAAGAAACGAAAGGAUAAUAAUAAGUAUAGUAGUGUGUGACAGAAGUAGCGACGACAGAACGUCCAUCCUUUCGUUUGGCAACAGUUCCCACCAGCACCACACCAUUUAACUCUCACGACGUAACGGCAAACACAAUCAUCUUCGCAGGGCAGUAGUGAUCGGUUUCUGUUGUUUUCCGAUAUAUUUCCAAAGACAAACAAGCGCGUGAGGAGCAUCGCAGUAGGCUUUGACUCGAUUACCUUCGGAUGACCGCGACCGCGUUAGCUCCUUGUCGGCGUGUGAAUUUCGGUUUUCCACCGUUCUCUGCCCCGAAAAUAGUCAACGAAAGUUUCCGGUAGUCUAGAAACGAAAGAAACGGAAUGAUACAAAAUUUACAUGUGGAAACCACAACCGAGUGCGGCGAGAGUGAGAAAACCUAUAGACUAUAAAACCGAUCGUAGAUGGCUGGUGACAAACGUAAUUCUAACGGCGGAAAAAGAAAUCGAAGCAAUUUAUUUUUAUAUGUUAGAGACGACGAGACGUGGCAAUGAAGGGUGGUACGAUCACGGAAGAACACGAACGCGCGAACUAGGCGCGAUAAUAACGAUUAAAGAUUUCUACCGAGAGUAUGGCACUGAAUCCGGACGCACGAGACUACUCGGUCCUCGUUAGUUAAACGGAAACGACGUUCGAAAAAAAACGUAAAACCAUAAGUACGGCAAACCCUGCGGAAGCGUACCAUAAGAUCGCACAUCUCCAGCAAGCCAAAUACGCCAGAGCAAGAAAACAGAAUGCGUGUCAAUAUGUGCAAUAAGAAGCGGUUUUUGCGAAGAGGUCGGCUUUUUUCGUUGAACUAGUGGCAUAUUACUGGAAACGGAGGAGGCGGCGCAAGUCGGCGCCCGUAGUACCGCGUGGAAAUAGAUAGAGUAUACACCAAACCAAUGUAGCAGCAGAGUUGUACCCUAUAGAUAAGCGAAAAGUGAACCAGGCUAUUAUUAAUAGAGUUGCAAACACAAGUCACAGCAGCAGGUGGGUCGAAGGGCCGCAGCCCCAUGCGGCCCCAUUGUGUGACCCAAGAUGGACCCAACGCGCAGCGCGCUUCCCACUCACGCCCGAAGGAAGUGGCCGUUUGGGGCCUCGAACCUUGCAACGACGUGUGUUAUGUUAAUGGUAUUUAUAAUCCAACCAACCGCAACUAUAGCUUCGAAGCAAGGACCCGAUAUCCGUAGUAUCCCACUGAGACGUUGGCGCGGUGGGCGCUUACCAGUUGGAAUAUCUCAGCGCACCGCUUGGGCGGGCUCGAUAAAAGC
Anopheles cruzii is the source of this 3018-nucleotide messenger RNA. RefSeq names its product adapter molecule Crk (gene Crk). Gene Ontology annotation, molecular function: protein binding. Lineage: Eukaryota; Metazoa; Arthropoda; Insecta; Diptera; Culicidae. The coding region runs from base 36 to 851 and encodes 271 amino acids. The transcript has a single exon. The record is from RefSeq and is a predicted model, not a curated record.